Cyclospora cayetanensis is the source of this 1264-nucleotide messenger RNA. RefSeq lists its product as uncharacterized. The transcript has 9 exons. The annotation marks the transcript as partial. Lineage: Eukaryota; Apicomplexa; Conoidasida; Eucoccidiorida; Eimeriidae. The record is from RefSeq and is a predicted model, not a curated record.
AUGACGCAGGCCCCCGUAGAUGGCAUUGACUGGCCCGGCCUAUACCGCUGGUCUAUCAAAUAUUCUGAUGGCACGUCCCCGAAUUGCCGGCUAAGUGACGAAGAUGUGGCUUUUCUGCGAGGCGCUAUUCAGGAGGCGUUUGCGCAGGAGGAAAAGCCUAAUGAAGUGACAAAGGAACAAAUUGCCGUCAUAGAGAAAUUCCUCAGCGGCGAAGCUCCGGCCCGGGAUUGCAUUGCAGCCCUCUCAGUGCUACAGCGUCUCACGGACGAUUAUCCGGAGCUUUCGAGAGAUCUUUCCAAGCUCCAUGCGCUGGAGCCGUUGCUGCAUCUCUUGAGCGUGCCUGAAGACACAGCGGCGUCUGGUGCCUCCUUGGCUGCUUCCGAGCAGCAGCAGCAACAGCAGUACUCGCAGGGGAGGCAGCAGCUGCCGCAGGAAGUGCCACAGGAGAGCGAAGCUGCCAAGGCCUUUAUCAUCCUGGAAAAGGCUCUGGAAAUACUCGCGGCUGUCGUGCAAAACAACCCGCAGAUACAGCAGGCUGUGGCAGACCUGGGGGGGCUUAAGGUGCUCUUCAACUUGGUAAGAGAGAGUCCACGGAGCAAAGCUCUACGAGUCCGUUCGCUGCAGACGCUUUCGUGUCUUUUGCGGAAUCAUCGGCCUAGUGAAGAGCUUUUCCUGAGGAGCAGAGGCUUGAAUCUCCUGGUUUACGCCAUUCGGAGCGACGAUCCGAAGUACCAGGAGAAGGCAUGCUCUUUGUGCCGGCACUUGGUCGCUGAGGGCCUAGUCAGUCUUGAGUCUGCGCGAGAAACCGGUCUGUUUACCGCUCUGGAGAUGCUGCUGCCCUCCCUCCAAGACCUCCUCAACGUCCAAUUCGCAGAGACCGCAAUGCAGUUGGUUAUUAAACUCCUACAGCAGCACAGAAUGGCACUUUGUCGAUCCAAGGAGCUCCCGGCGCUUACGGCUUCUUUGAACAACCGAAGGGAGUGGCUAGAAUCCGCGCGAAGCCGUCUUAACAGCGAGCUUGAGUUUCUCAAUGCGAGGGCAGCUAUGAAGCUGCUGACAGCACAGGAGAGUGUGAAGCUGGAGGGCCUCCCGUAUGAUUUGGAAGCGGUCAACUCCCAGCUGGUACUUGUCGAUGAAGCCGUGGCACUCACAAACGUGCAGCAUCUCAUACCAACACAGCAAUCUCAACCGAGGCACAAGCAGGUGCAGCACCCAAGCAGAGCGCAGCAACCCCCUGCUCUUCCCUCUGGACCUGCUGAAGCAG